UUACAAAACCAGUUUGACUCAAGGAGGCUGACAGGAUGCUGAGUGCAGGGAGUGUGGUGUUUCUGCUGGUCCUGGGGUCAGCCUGGACCCUGCAAGUGGCCCCUGUGCACCCCGAACCCCUUAUACUUGCACAGGAGAACUUUAAUCUGAGCCGGUUCAUGGGGAAGUGGUAUGAGGUAGCAGUGGUUGCUACUUGUCCUCACUACAUGCAGCGCAAGAGGGGAAACCCUGUCAUUGUUGCACUGGAGCUGCAGCAUGUUGCCUCUGAGGGCAACAUCACAAUCACAGCCACUAGUUUCAGGAAUGGCAAAUGUAAGCAGACGUCUACAGAUUAUAGUUUGACCAACACUCCAGGACGAUUCUUCUACCACGUUGCAAGGUUUGGAGCAGAUGUUGAUUCCUUUGUGGUUCAUACCAACUAUGAUGAGUACGCAAUGAUGCUUCUGCUGAGCACAGAGAAGCCAUCAGGAAAUAAAACCACCAUAGUAAAGCUUUAUAGUCGAACUAUGAAUGAGACGGCUGGACUGGACAGCUUCAAAACCCUUGUCAGACAACAUGGAAUGAGUGAUGACACUAUCAUCAUGAAUCAAAAUAAAUGUGAAUGUGCUCCAGGUGAACAGGUGACAAUGCCCAUCACUGCUCAGCCUCAGAUUUUUGUUCCUGAGAGGUUGAAAAGAAAUGUGCUGCCACCUGUGCUUCCUGCACAAGAGGAGGAGCUGUUGACCAGUCUACAAGUUGGAGGAGGGGGGAGAGAAAUGGUUAGGCAAAGAGGUGGUCCCCUUCCUGGGAUUCAGUGUCUCAGACUUUAGAGACGAGUGGACAGGCAGGCUGACGGGAUGCAGAAAGCAAUGAUUCUUGUUUCCCUGCUGGUCCUGGGGUGGAGCUGGACUCUCCAGGGGGUCCCUGUUCUCCCAGAACCUCUCUUCCCCACGCAGGAGAACUUUGAUCAGGCCCGGUUUUUGGGAACCUGGCACGAUGUUGCCGUGGCAAGUACGUGUCCCCAUAUGCAAAGUCACAGGACAGAUGCAGCCAUUGGUAAACUGGUUCUGCAGAGCAGCACCCAGGGCAAACUCAAGGCAACUCGAACUGCACUCAGACAUGGAACAUGUAAGGAGAUGUCUGUGGACUAUGAGAUGACCAGCACACCAGGACGAUUCUCUUAUCACAUUGCGAAGUGGGGGGCAGACGUGGAUUCCUAUGUGGUUCACACAAACUACAACGAGUAUGCUAUAAUGAUAAUGAGCAAGCAGAAAUCUUCAGGGACUAAGAGCACCUCAGUGAAACUUUACAGUCGAACUAAGACUGUGAGGGCCACGGUCCUGGCUGACUUCAAAACACUGGCCAGACAACAGGGAAUGACUGAUACCAAUAUUAUCAUUAAGCAGGACAAAGGUGACUGUGUUCCUGGAGAGCAGGUGGCAGAGCCUUCAGCUCAACCUGAGCCUCAGCGAAAGAAGAGAAAUGUGGUGCCUUCUUUGACUGUUGCAGAAGAGGAGGGUUCUGGUGAUGAACCUUUUUUCAAUGGAACGGAGUCCUGUAAAGCAGCACCAGAUACUGGACCUUGUUUUGGGCUUCAUCAGCGUUACUUCUACAACUCCUCUUCAAUGAGCUGUGAACUCUUCAAGUAUGGAGGGUGUAUGGGCAACCAAAAUAACUUUGAAAAUGAGAGAGAGUGUCUGCAGAGAUGUCGCACUGAGGCUGUGUGUCGUCUGCCCAUGGCAGCCCAACCCUGCACAGGCCAGCCACCUAUCUGGGCCUUUGACUCCACCGCCGGUCUGUGUGUGCCCUACAAAGGGGGCUACUGCCAAACCAACGCUAACAAGUUCUACACCAAGGCUGAGUGUGAGGAGUACUGCGGGGUGGUGAAAGAUGGUGCAGAGCUCCUGAAGGCAAACUGAGAAAUAUUGCUGCAUAUCUGAACUUAUCUGUGUGUUUGGGCCCAGGAGU
Morone saxatilis (striped sea-bass) is the source of this 1947-nucleotide messenger RNA. It is a transcript of the gene ambp, whose product is annotated as alpha-1-microglobulin/bikunin precursor. Gene Ontology annotation, molecular function: serine-type endopeptidase inhibitor activity. Gene Ontology annotation, cellular component: plasma membrane; cell surface. The record is from RefSeq and is a predicted model, not a curated record. The transcript has 18 exons. NCBI's taxonomy places the organism in Eukaryota, Metazoa, Chordata, Actinopteri, Moronidae.